CAAGAAACAAUACACAGUACACUUACUCCAACAUAACAUAAAGAGAAGAGAUGAAUCUUAUGAUGAUAUCUUUGAAACUACUUUUGUUCAUGAAUUUGUCCAUCAUCAUCAUCACAUGCAAGGCCAAUCCUAACCAACAAGGUGAACACCUCUCUAAGUUCAUUCAUUCAAAGAGGUCUCAAAAUAAUAAUAACAACAAUCCAUCAUCAUCAUCAUCAUUGGAAGCUUUCCAUUCUCAUCUUCCACAACUACAUGUUGAUGAUGAUGAUGAUGAACAAUCUAAGCUUAAAGAAGAUGAUAAAGUUGAAGGUCUACCAGGACAACCUGAAGGAGUGGAUUUUGAUCAAUAUGCUGGCUAUAUAACUCUUGAUGCAAACAAAGGGAAAGCACUCUUCUACUACUUUGUUGAGUCACCUCAAAAUUCUUCCACCAACCCUCUUCUUCUAUGGCUCAAUGGAGGGCCAGGGUGCUCUUCUCUGGGGUUUGGAGCAAUGGAAGAAUUGGGACCUUUUAGAAUCAAUAGUGAUGGAAGAACACUUUACAGAAAUCCAUAUGCAUGGAACAAUGUUGCAAACGUGAUUUUCCUAGAAUCACCAGCAGGUGUUGGAUUUUCAUAUUCAAAAACUUCCUCGGACUAUGCUAAAAUUGGCGACAGCAUCACCGCCUUGGAUUCUUACACAUUCCUUGUGAAGUGGCUUGAGAGAUUCCCACACUACAAAACACGUGACUUCUUCAUAACUGGAGAAAGCUAUGCUGGCCAUUAUGUCCCUCAGCUUGCUCACACUAUUCUCUCAUAUAAUAACAUUGCAGCGUCAAAUCAUCAAACAGUUAUCAACUUAAAAGGAAUUGCGGUUGGAAAUGGAUGGAUAGAUGAUAAUUUGUGUACAAAGGGUAUGUAUGAUUAUUAUUGGUCACAUGCUCUAAGCUCUGACGAAUCACAUUCUGGAAUUGAAAAAAAUUGUGACUAUGUUAGCGGUAAUUUCUCUAAUGAAUGCAUCAAAUAUAUGAACAUGGCUGAUGUUGAAGUUGGUGAUAUUGACAUAUACAACAUAUAUGCUCCACUUUGUGAUUCUUCAUCUUCAUCAAAAUCUCCUGGCAAUGAUUUCGACCCUUGUUCUGAUCAUUACACAAAGUCCUACUUGAAUCUCCCAGAAGUUCAAAAGGCCCUUCAUGCUAAAGCCACAAAUUGGUCUUCUUGCAGCCUGGUGGGAUGGACGGAUAGUCCAGCAAGUAUUCUACCAACUAUAAAUAGAUUAAUAUCAAGUAACAUAAGCAUCUGGAUUUAUAGUGGCGAUACAGAUGGUCGAGUUCCCAUAACUUCAUCUAGGUAUUCAAUAAAUGCCCUCAAACUUCCAGUACAGACACCUUGGCGUUCAUGGUAUUCUGCCAAUCAGGUUGGAGGAUAUGUUGUUGGGUAUAAAGGGCUCACUCUUGUAACUGUAAGAGGAGCAGGGCACACUGUUCCAAGCUACCAACCUCAGAGGGCUCUAACCAUGAUCUCAUAUUUUCUCAAUGGAGAACUUCCACCAAAGAAUUAAAAUUCUCUAAAGUAUAUUGGUUAGGAAAAAAUUGAUGUGAAGUCUUGGUAGAUAAGUCUCAUGCCUAAUUCAGGGGGAAAAGAUAAACAAAAAAUAGAAUGGCUCCUACUGUGUGUUUAAAAAGAGUAUAAAUAAUUCAUUUCACUGCUUAUUUCAAA
Messenger RNA from Arachis duranensis, 1696 nucleotides. Its product is annotated as serine carboxypeptidase 1. The transcript has 8 exons. Lineage: Eukaryota; Viridiplantae; Streptophyta; Magnoliopsida; Fabales; Fabaceae. Gene Ontology annotation, cellular component: vacuole. The record is from RefSeq and is a predicted model, not a curated record. Gene Ontology annotation, biological process: proteolysis. Bases 51 to 1538 code for a protein of 495 amino acids. Gene Ontology annotation, molecular function: serine-type carboxypeptidase activity.